AUGAGUAAUAGAUAUAAUCAUGACGAGUACAGCUUGAGAAGAAGCAUCAGUAACACUUUGCGUAAAUCAAGUUUAUUAAAAAAUGGGAUAAAUAAUAAUCAAAAUGUUCCUUUAAAAAAAUUUGUUCCUAAUAUAGAUAAUUUAAAAAAUGAAAAUAAACCAAAGAACGAAGAAACAGAUAAAUUAGCAAGUUUAGAUAAUAAGAAUAUUCAAGAAUUAAUAAAAAAAACUAUUAGCAUAGAUUUACAAAAAGAAACAAAAAAUGAAAAUUUUAAAAAUAAAACUAAUAAGGUAUUUUCUUCUCAAAGUCUUGAUGUUUCUUUAAAUAACCAAAUUAAUUUGUUAAACUUAGAAAAUAAAAAAGAAAAUAAUGAAAAUACAGAAAAAAAAAAAAAAACAUCUAUUGAUAUAUAUGAAUUAAAUAAUAUAAGUAAAAAUAUUUUCUAUAAUAAAAAAUGUGCUUCCCCAAAUGCUCACUUUUUGCCAUUAACUUUGCCAUUUUUUAAUAAUAAUGAAAAACAAAAAAAAAUAAGGAAAAUGCUUUUAAAUAAGGAAUCAUUUUUUUUUUAUAUUCAGUUACCAAAUAUGUUGCCUGCUCUUAUACAAAAAGAAGAAAGUGAAGAAGAAAAAAAAGAAGAAAAAAAAGAAGAAAAAAAAGAAGAUAUAAAUGAAAGUAAACAUAAAAAUGAAAAAAAAAAAGAAGAAAUAAAUGAUAGUAAACAAAAAAAUGAAAAAAAAAAAUUUAACAUAUCGAAAAAAGAUUCAUAUGAGCUUAGCAAUAUAAGCACAUUACCUAAUGGAAAAUUUGCAAAAUUAAUAAUUUAUAAAAACAAAAAAAUAAAGAUGAAAAUUAAUGACAUAUUAUUUGAUGUCAAUGAAGGAUCAGCAUGUACUUUUUCUCAAGAAAUUGGAUGUUAUAUAAAAGAAAAUUCCGAAUUUAUAUUUUUAGGAAAUUGCGAUCAUAAAAUAGUUGUAACUCCUAAUAUAGAAAGAAUUAUACAUAAAAAGUAA
Messenger RNA from Plasmodium gallinaceum, 1011 nucleotides. Its product is annotated as DNA-directed RNA polymerase III subunit RPC4, putative. The transcript has a single exon. Gene Ontology annotation, molecular function: DNA binding. NCBI's taxonomy places the organism in Eukaryota, Apicomplexa, Aconoidasida, Haemosporida, Plasmodiidae. Gene Ontology annotation, cellular component: RNA polymerase III complex. The record is from RefSeq and is a predicted model, not a curated record. Bases 1 to 1011 code for a protein of 336 amino acids. Gene Ontology annotation, biological process: transcription by RNA polymerase III.